AUGGGCGACGAGGACGUUAUAAGACGAAGACUUUUAAUUGACGGUGAUGGCACUGGAGAUGAUAGAAGACUCAAUGUUUUAUUAAAAACAUUGAUAAAAUGGUGCAAUUCUUCGGACGAGAAACCAGAAGAGAGUAAAACAACACAUGACAGAAUGUUAGCACAACUGGCACAAUGUGAAUUUGCAGUUACAAAGUCUCAGUUAGGUUCAGAAAUGAUGGCAGCUGAACUUAAAAGCUAUGAAGCAUUAUCAAAAAUAUUAGAAAAUGGUAUAGAAGUGGCUAAAGGGAACAUUGAAAAGAGCAAAGCCGAUUUAGCUCAAGCAAAAACAGUUCGGAAAAAUCGAAUUGAAUAUGAUGUACUUGCAAAAGUGAUCAGCGAACAGCCAGAUAGAAAGGAAACUUUGGAGCGUCUUGGCACUUUGAAAACUGAAUUAAGUAAUUUAGAAGCGACUAAACAACAAUUAGAAAGCCGAUUGUCAUUAAGAAAAAAACAAUUCCAUGUGUUAGUGACAUCAAUACACCAAUUGCAAGCAUUAUUGGAUGAGCCUGAUGAUGUAGAUUUGAUAUCUGAUGAUGUUGAAAUGAAAAACGUAGAU
This is a messenger RNA of Brenthis ino (lesser marbled fritillary), 597 nucleotides long. NCBI's taxonomy places the organism in Eukaryota, Metazoa, Arthropoda, Insecta, Lepidoptera, Nymphalidae. The record is from the annotation of a GenBank genome assembly.